GAGGAAAAUGGCGGACGGUGUGGAUCACAUCGAUAUCUACGCCGACGUAGAGGAGGAAUUUAACCAGGAAUCUGACUAUCCGGUUCACGAGCAGAUCGACCUGUACGAUGAUGUAAUAUCCCCAUCAGCCAAUAAUGGUGAUGCUCCAGAAGACCGUGACUACCUGGACGCUUUGCCUGCGCCCGGGGGCUCAGACGGAGGCAAGAGUGCCCCACCAAAUGUGGUUUACACCUACACAGGAAAAAGAAUUGCCCUAUACAUAGGCAACCUCACAUGGUGGACAACAGAUGAGGACCUGACGGAAACAAUCAGGUCGAUAGGCAUCGCAGACGUGCUGGAAAUAAAGUUCUUUGAAAACAGAGCAAAUGGCCAAUCAAAAGGAUUUGCCCUUGUGUGUGUGGGCUCAGAGGCUUCAUCCAGGAAGUUAAUGGAGCUCUUAUCAAAAAGGGAGCUCCAUGGUCAGAGUCCCAUCGUCACGCCGUGCAACAAACAGUCUCUCAGCCAGUUUGAGCAGCAGUCACGCAAAAGUAAGGAGGGUACUCAGUCAGGUCAGAUGUCUGGGGAAGGUAAAGCUGGUCCCCCUGGUGGAGGUCUCCGUGGAGGUUUCCCCAUGGGUCGAGGAGGUAGAGGCAGAUUCCCCGGACCGCCCGGCCCAGGAGGAGACCGCUUCCCUGGUCCUAUUGGACCCGGAGGACCGCCACCACACUUUCCCGGCUCGGGGAUGACACCAGAUCUGAUUAGGCACCAAGAUGGCCCUCUGAUGGAUAUGAAUUUCAAUCCCUUCCCGCCGGGGGGCAGGAACGGGAACUGGCGCGGCAGAGGUGGUAUGCAGGGUCCACCACGUCCCCCUCUUGGUCCACCUGGCCCCCCCGGCCCUCCAGGACCUCCACCCCCUGGACAGGGCCUCCCCCCUCCCCUUUCUGGUCCUCCAAACCGUGGUGACAGGCCACCUCCUCCUGUUCUCUUCCAAGGCCCGUUUGGCCAGCCACCAAUGGGACCCUUACCUCCAGGCCCCCCUCCUCCAGGCUAUGGCCCUCCCCCUGGUCCCCCACCCCCCCAACAGGGCCCGCCACCUCCAGGACCCUUCCCUCCUCGUCCCCCAGGUCCCAUUGGACCACCCAUGGCUUUGGCUCCUCCUCCACACAUGCCGGGUCCCCCUCCGGGCGGACCACCACCAGCCCCCCAUGUCAACCCUGCCUUCUUCCCCCCACCUGGCAACAACAACAUGCCCCCCAACGACAGCCGAGGGCCCCCAGGACCAAACGACCCAUACGGACGCCCGCCACCUUAUGAGAGAGACUUCGGACCCGGAGGCCGGGAGAUGGAGGCGUCACGGACCCCCCUGAGUGAGGCGGAGUUUGAGGAGAUCAUGAACAGAAACAGAGCCAUCUCCUCCAGCGCCAUAUCCAGGGCCGUAUCUGACGCCAGUGCAGCUGACUAUGGCAGUGCUAUAGAGACGCUGGUGACUGCCAUCAGUCUGAUCAAACAGUCCAAAGUGUCAGCAGACGACCGCUGUAAGGUCCUCAUCAGUUCCCUGCAGGACUGUCUCCAUGGAAUUGAGUCAAAAAGCUAUGGCUCAGCCUCCAGUCUAAUGCCGGUCUCUGCCAGGCGAGAGCGCUCCAGGGAACGCGACCACAGCCGAUCCAGAGAAAAGAGUCGACGCCACAAGUCUCGCAGCCGCGACCGGCAUGAGGACUAUUACAGAGAACGCAGCCGGGAGAGGGACCGCCACCGCGAGAGGGACCGGGACAGAGACAGGGAAAGAGAGAGGGAGAGGGAGUACCGACACCGUUAGACAACACAAGCUCACGUGGAUCAAGGAUGGAUGGAAGGAAAAGGAGGAACGCUUUCAGUGCACUACCACCAGCACAACGUCCCCACCCUGCAUGACCGGACAGGAUUACAACUUCCUACCCCUCCAUCUCUCUCCUCUCCUCCUCUCCUUCUCCACCCAUCCUUCUCUCUGUCUGUUCAUUUUGUCUGCCUGACUCAGAGCAGUGGAUGGAAGACCCAAACCUGUGUAAGGCUAUGUUAUCGAAACACCUAUACUCAUGGUAACUAAAGAUAAAAAGAAAAGAAACUUUCCAAACAGCUCUUUUAUUUUUAUGAUGUUUUAUUUGACAUGAAGACGAGAACGUGUGAUGCUUUUCUUUUCUCUUUUUUUUUUUUUUUGCAACGAAACAAUAAAGUGGCCCGCACGCCCCCUAAAUAGAAGACACAAACAUUACAUCCUAUUUGCUUUUCAUUUCCCUUGGCUCGCUGUACUGUGUACAUUCAGUUUAGAGAUCAGUCUUUAUAGGGUACAUGUUGGAUGUUUUCUCCCCCACCUCUUCCUCUCAUUCUCAUUUAUUCUUUUCAUGGUUAGUAUGUUUGUAAAUGUCUCUGCUUUUGAUUAAAUACUAGAUGGUGUUGUAAUAAAAAAUGUUUACUGAGGUACACUCUGCAUUUGUUGAAUUCCUCUACAUGUUUGGCUCGUUUAUAUUAAAUGUAUAUUUUGGAGGGAAGAAUGUUUUUCAUAAUGAAUUGAUCGACUUUGACUAUACAUGGCAGGUGUUAGUAAGUUGCUUUGGACUUUUUUGUUUUUGUUUUUUCUUGAGAGAUAUACUCGGUAGGAAAGAUUAGAAUGCACUAUGGGCUCUGAUUUAUUGAUCUGAAAAAAUUGAAGGUCGAUGUGUACAUGCACAUUUUUGGACACCUUUGGAACACACACUAAAGUACCUAAAAUACGCACAAUGUUCAGUGGUUCAAGUGGUUUCUGGUGUUUGAUUCAUGUGUAACUGAGCUCAGCAGCCAUCAUCACAAGAGCACUUUUAUAUUACCAUUAUUUUUUUAUUAUAUUAUUUCCAAACCAAAUUGUCUGUCAUAUUGUGAAUGUGAAUUCUUGGACUUAAACCCGUUAUGACGUGAGCAACUAAAGUUUUUGGCUUAAAUGGAAUUUGUCAACUUUCAAAUAUCAAUGAAUCCCAUUAAUGGAAAAAUUGCAAUUUGAAGUAAGUGUGACUUUUUGCUCCCAUGUUCCACAUGUAACAUGUUUUUGUAUGUUCGUAUUUUAACGCCCGUCCAUGAGGAAAAAAUUCAGUAAAGCUUUCUAUUCAACUGGAUUUAACAUAACAAAUGUCAUGUUUUGUAAUGCAAAACAUUUAUUCCACCUGCAUCAUGUUCAUGUUUUGCAUUUCUGUUUUAACAGGCUCAUUGUAAUCACUGACCCUGAGCUGAAGUUUUUUAUUUUCAAAGUCAUAGAUGACCCUAAAUCGUUACCCGGGGAAGUUGAAUUUGAGUAAAUAUAAAUGUCAAGGUAAUGUCAAGGUUCAAAGCAAUAAUGUUUAAUCUAAAGCUGCCAUAUAUUGUCUUGUUUCAUUUGAGAGACUCUCAACCCUGAAAUUAAUAACGGGGGCAAGCACAGCAUAUGUUAAGAUUGUUCACAAUGCCUCACUAUUGUGUAAACUGUAGAAUAAUUUUUUCAUUUUUGUUUGUCUUGUUGGACCUUGUUUUGUUGAAUGUUUUUUUUAUCCAUGAUGUUGGUUCAUAUCUCAGGGACAAUCUUCUAAAAUACCUCGUUUCCAUAGUGUAUAAAAAAAACUGGACACGAAACUCCAUGUUAUCACUGUAAUGGCCACAAGACUCGCUCUGAAUCAUAGGCUGAACUCUGAAGGAGAGAAAGGUCACUGUUUGUACCACCAAACCCUUAUGAUUCUCCUGAAAUGUGUUUGUGUAAUAAUUGCAAAUUUCAAAGAGGCUUUAAUAUUUUUGAUACAAAAAAUAAUGUUGAAAAAUUGAGAUGUGAGGGGAAAUACCUUGAUGCUAUUUGUCUUGAACAAGUCCUUAAAUGUUAAGUUAAAAGCUUAUUUACAUCUCUGGUUUUGAUUGUUUUGGCUGAUUGGAGCUUUUAGUUUCUCAUGUAUGUUUCUUUCCCUCUUCCUUUGCACCUAUAGGUGCAUGAUUUCUAACUUAAUUACUUAAUCAACUUCCUACAUCGCUCCAUCUAAACAGCCUGAUUUAAAAUAUGCAUGGCUUUCAGUACAAGUACUAUUGUAGGUUGUAGUGACUUCUCUCCACAGCCCUGAAGGUAAGUGUUUUCAGCUCCACACGAGCUGCAGAAGAAGAAAUGGCAUCAAGCCAGAGGAACGAUACUUCCUCACACAAGAUGUUGGAAAGUAUCUUGUUUUUUUUGUUUCUUUCAGUAUUUCACUUGAAAAGUCAAAGUAAAGCAAGUGUUCGAAAUAGAAAAGUAAUUUUCAAACCUGCAGCUUCUUUUUUACUCUGUAAAUAGACAAAAGUAUUUUUGAAAUUCAGUCGAGUGUGUCUGAAAUUAAACUUAAUUUUAUGUUGUAAUAUGGGAUAAAAUGUAGCUUAAUUUCUCAUUUGCAAUUCAGAUUUCUAACUUAAUGUGAUAUUGAAUCAGCGUAGUUAACGGGCAUACAUUUCCCCAUUGAAAAACAAUGAUUUUUCAGGGCCACAUGAUUUCAAACAACCAUGUAAUUAAAGCCCUCAGUGUUUUCAGUAUGUAAGUGAAUAUAUCUUGCUUUUUAUAUAUUGAUGGAGUCGGAUUAAGAUAAUUUCCACUGCGCCUUGUUACCCUGCGCAGCUGCCAGUAAUGUUCUGAGUUAACACUCCCUGGUAUCUGCUCAGGGACAGACUUGGCUGAAAUAAUGGUUGUUGCCCCAAAAAAAUAAAAGUUUUUAAGUGAA
Messenger RNA from Limanda limanda (common dab), 4688 nucleotides. It is a transcript of the gene cpsf6, whose product is annotated as cleavage and polyadenylation specific factor 6. Gene Ontology annotation, biological process: mRNA alternative polyadenylation. NCBI's taxonomy places the organism in Eukaryota, Metazoa, Chordata, Actinopteri, Pleuronectiformes, Pleuronectidae. Gene Ontology annotation, cellular component: mRNA cleavage and polyadenylation specificity factor complex. Gene Ontology annotation, molecular function: mRNA binding. The record is from RefSeq and is a predicted model, not a curated record. Bases 8 to 1795 code for a protein of 595 amino acids. The transcript is spliced from 11 exons.